This is a messenger RNA of Nelumbo nucifera (sacred lotus), 2047 nucleotides long. RefSeq lists its product as uncharacterized. NCBI's taxonomy places the organism in Eukaryota, Viridiplantae, Streptophyta, Magnoliopsida, Proteales, Nelumbonaceae. The record is from RefSeq and is a predicted model, not a curated record. Gene Ontology annotation, cellular component: plasma membrane; plasmodesma.
CCAUUUUUUUGUUUUCUCAUUUUUAACUUCUGCAAAUUCAAAGGGUUGCUAAUUUCGAACGCAAGAGAUUCCAAUUUUCCAAGUCCCAACCACUAUAAUUUCUCUCUCUUUCUCUCUCUCUCUACCUCUGUUUCUGCCAGAGCUAUCCGGACCUAUCACAUUCAGAUCUUACAGUAUAAACAGAACCAGAGAAGGAACAGUGAACGACAAGCAAAAUGUUACACUUCAGAUCACAGGAUUUUCUUCUCUUGCCUGUGUUUCUACUCAUAUCUUCUAGCUUCUUCUCAUUCUCUCAUGGAGUCUCUCAAUCUUACCAUCUUCAAACGGUACCCAGUACAGAAGUGAUUAACGAGGAGCAUAAUGGUGGGUUGGUUCCAUGGGGGACGAGGAGGUCUCUCGCAGAAGGAACAACUGCUGACAACUCAUCUCUCAUAUUAGCUGAAGAGAGAACACACAGGAGAGACCCUCUUGAUAAUUAUAAGCGCUACACAGGGGGAUGGAAUAUCAGCGAACGACAUUACUGGGCUUCUGUAGGUUUUUCCGCUGCUCCCCUGUUUCUCAUUGCUGCAAUCUGGUUCCUGGGCUUUGGGCUUUGCUUGCUGCUCAUCUGCCUCUGUUACUGCUGUUGCCAACGACGGCGUUAUGGUUAUUCCCGAGCAGCAUAUGCUUGCUCAUUAAUUUUUCUCAUACUCUUCACCAUUGCUGCAAUCAUCGGAUGCAUCGUUUUGUACACUGGCCAGGGAAAGUUUCACAGUAGUACAACAAACACCCUGGCUUAUGUUGUGAAGCAGGCAAAUACCACGGCAGAAAACCUUAGGAAUGUAUCAGACUAUCUUGCUGCUGCUAAGCGGAUUGGUGUGGACCAGGUUUUUCUACCUUCUGAUAUGAUGGCUAAGAUCGACGAGGUUCAAACAAAGAUAAAUUCUUCUGCUGCAACUCUUGCUGAUGAGACAGCGAAGAACUCAGACAGUAUACAGGAAGUCUUGGACAUUGUGAGAUGGGCUCUUAUUUUUCUUGCUGCUGUAAUGCUUUUAUCGACAUUUCUUGGUUUCUUGUUCUCUAUUCUCGGGAUGCAAUUUCUUGUGUCCAUCUUGGUGAUUAUCGGGUGGCUUCUUGUGGCAGGCACAUUUAUUUUGUCUGGGACAUUUCUUCUUCUCCACAAUGUGACCGAGGACACGUGUGUUUCAAUGGGGGAGUGGGUCCAACAUCCAACUGCCCAUACAGCUCUCGAUGAUAUUCUUCCCUGUGUGGACAAUGUUACUGCCAAUGAGACCUUGUAUAGAACCAAGGAAGUUACCUUCCAACUGGUCAAUGUGGUCAACCGUGUUAUCACUAACAUCUUUAACAUUAACCCCUUACCCAACAUGGGACCUCUUUAUUUCAAUCAAUCUGGUCCAUCGAUGCCUGUCCUCUGCAACCCAUUUUAUUCUAACUUCACUGAUCGGCAAUGCAAAGCGGGUGAAGUGGACUUGAACAAUGCAACACGGGUGUGGAAGAACUAUGAGUGUCAGGUUUCAUCGGCUGGCAUUUGUACCACAGUGGGCCGUGUCACCCCAACCUUCUAUAACCAGAUGGCAGCAGCAGUGAAUGUGAGCUAUGGGUUGUAUCGUUAUGGUCCAUUCCUAGUUCAGCUAGAAGAUUGCACCUUUGUGCGUGACACAUUCACAGCCAUAAAUAGAGAUCAUUGUCCUGGUCUUUCACGAUACAGUAAAUGGAUGUAUGUUGGUUUGGCUGUGGUUGCAGCUGCUGUAAUGCUCUCUCUGAUUUUCUGGGUGGUUUAUGCUAGGGAGAGGCGGCAUCGAGCAUACACCAAACAGUUCAUUGCCAGAUCAGGCGAUGGACAUUUAGAUAAACACCCAUAGUAAACCUCCAAGUCAGUUCACCCUCUUUAAGUGACUGGAAUGUUCUCAUACAUUUUGGUUGCAGGUUAUAACAUGUGUACAUUAUGAUACCCUUUUUUGAAACUCUGCUCUUGAUCAUUGUGAAAUACAGUAAUUUGUCAUUAAGUAAAAAAUGGUUGGACCAUCUGUUGGUCAGAAUGCUUCUA